Messenger RNA from Eurytemora carolleeae, 1679 nucleotides. RefSeq names its product mucin-3A. The coding region runs from base 5 to 1648 and encodes 547 amino acids. The record is from RefSeq and is a predicted model, not a curated record. Lineage: Eukaryota; Metazoa; Arthropoda; Copepoda; Calanoida; Temoridae. The transcript is spliced from 12 exons.
UAAAAUGUAUGUAACCAUCCUUUGUGGUGUUAUAAUGCAUAUUUCUGUAAUAAGGACACAGGAUAGAGUUAAUCCACAGGAUAGAGUUAAUCCACAGGAUAGAGUUCAUCCAACCGAUUUUGGGUCCCUUGUGGUGAACUCAACUCUAAGACCUCUUGUCUUUCAACAAAUUGUAAAAGCCUCAGAUAUGGUUAACGGCACUGGCAGGUUCGAGUCCCCCCCAGCAGAAGAAGACAGCCUCUCGAAGCCCAAGGGAGAAGAUCCAGAGAUGAUCAAGAUUAUUUAUGACCUUACACAGGCCAUCAGAGAUAAGUACAAAGGAGAUCGUCUUGGAAUGGAGAAUUUGAUCAAAGAAAUGUACUCUCCAAAUAUAACAAACAUAACCCAAGAUGAAGAAGCAUCAGCCGCGCUGAAGUCAAUUGUGGACGGAAUUUAUGCAAACUUGCAAGAGAAUGUGAGUACUACUACUCUAUUUGACCCCAUAGCUUCCGAGACUACAGGCCCUUCACCAACAAAUACUACCAUAUCAUCCACUCCUCUUGCAAACCUCUCAAACAUAACAUUUGAUGCAAAUCCUACAAUAAUGACAACAACACCUGCAAAUCCUACAAUAAUGACAACAACACCUGUAAAUCCUACAAUAAUGACAACAACACCUGUAAAUCCUACAAUAAUGACAACAACACCUGUAAAUCCCAUGAUGGAAAGCAUAACUGAAAUACCUGACUCUGCAUCUGAAAUAACUGAUGCCAGAUCUGAAAUAGUAGAUACAACAACUGAAUUGGCAGAUACCACAACUGAAGUAACCAAUGCCAUAUCUGAAAUUACUGAUUCCGCAUCUGAAAUUACCGAUGCUGCAUCUGAAAUUACCAAUGCCGCAUCUGAAUUAAAUGAUGCUGCAUCUGAAAUAAACGAUGCCGCAGCUAAAUUAACCAAUGCUGCAGAUGAAAUAAAAAAUGCUGCAACUGAAAUAGCUGAUACUCCAGCUGAAAAAACCAAUGCCGCAUCUAAAUUAGCAAUAACCACCACUCCCCUUGUAAAUGAACCAGAAGCGACAAAUAACCCAAGGCUUGCCAUGGACUAUAAUGAAGUACUACCGAACCAAUCAUCCCCUAGUAUUCAGAAUAAUCUUCCAUCUUCGACUACGAGGAUUGUUACUAGUAAAAUUCCAAUUUAUCUGAACCUGAAGUCCACUAUCGUUUUUCAACCAGAGACAACAUCACCUUCUGUGGUUAAUUCUCCUAAAACUCAAGAAUUUAUUAAUCCACAGAUGUCUAUACCGGCUUCAAUUCAAUCUCAUGUAAAUGUUAUUCCAAUGUUGAUACAGGUUGAUCAGCAACAAACUAGUUUACCUCCAACCACCAACAUCAUGUCAGAACCUACAAUCAAUAUUUCAAUUCAAGCUGUAAAUGAACCAACACCUGAGAAGAGCCCCCACGAGAUUCUACCUGCCAAACAUCAAAAAGUUAAUUUACAUGUUGAAACUAUAAAAGAACCCCUACAGUCACCAUCUUGGAGUGAGACAGCCAAACACGGGAAAGAUUUUGAUUCGAAAGGAAUGCAGGAAUAUGAUCUACAUAAGUAUCUUCCCAGCAGGAAUCCUAUCUGGGCUAAACUUCAUAUCAAAAUUACAAAAUUUACCAAAUAAAGUUGAAAUACAAUUUACAAAGAAUGAAAAA